CACCAGGGACAGGACCGGUGAGGUGAACUGUCGGCGACCCCAGGACGCCAUAUUACUCCGUCAGGAGAGGAGACAGUGGUGAGAGCAGAGCGGCGCCACUCGGGCCCGGGGGAUUUCUCGCGUGUGUGUUGAGACCACAGGGCUCUGAUUCCUGAAAGGGAAGGACCCAGCCCAUCAUAUUUAUCAGGAGAGAGAGAUAUACGCUGAGGAUUGGGAAGAGAAAUUAUCUACGGAAGAUGUCGGGGAGUGACAGCAGCUCGGACUCGGAAGGUUCGGGGAACUCUCCCGGGCACCCUGCCGUGUGUAGCCCGGCUAGUCUACACCAGCUGUACGACCGGCAGGUGUGCGCGGAGUGCGCGGCGCUGCUCCACUCCUCAAAGCCGCCCGCCUGUUGGAACAUCAUCCACCUGUUCUGUGCCGGCUGUCUGGAGCGGAUGCCGGCGCGGGACGCCCUGCGAGCCCGGAUCCGGAUCGACCUGGGCCUGAAGCUGGUGUGUCCGGACUGCGGGGGGACCGAAGAGGCGCCCGGGGAGUGGGUGGACACGUACAGCGUCACCAGCCGCCUGCCCAAACUGCACGACGUUUCUCCGCCAGGACUAGGCAGAAGAAAGCGAUUCUCUCGACGGUAACAACAAAACACACAAACUCUUCAACCACGGAACUCUAUGUCUAACAAUAUUCGGACAUGCUUAAUGCUGCUGUCGUAUUUUGUAUAUUGUAAUUGUUGUACAGAUGUAACAGAGAAAUGUAGACCUAUGAUAUAUUAGUACUGGAAUAUCACUAGUGUCUUGUGGCAAUACAAGCUUGGUAAGCGUUGACUCUCAUAUAUAACACAAGAUACUAUCAAUACGCCAUUGUCAUCAAGGGACAGUCUGUUGAUAUUACAGACAAGACAGUACCGAGAUUAAUUGAUAUCUUUCGGCAAAAGUUAAUUAACCUAUUCCCUCGUCAGUACAUGCCGAGUUUAAUUAAAAAGAAAAUUUUGAUUAAAGAAGUUUCUGUCCCCAAAGAUCUAAGAAGAUUAAGAAAUUCUCGUUAAAGACAGACCUCAAAGGAAGUAAUCUGAUUACGUUUGAAACCUCAUUAAAAGUCUGUCAUUUUUAUCUUUAUUAGGCGUAAAGGUUAUUAGAAAUAAUAAUAGAUUUGAAAUUAUUGUCAGAUUAGGUUAGAUUGUGAUUAUUAUCCCAGGACGUUUAACUGGUUCUUAGUAUCUUAAUUAUUGAUUUAUAACUGUGGGCAUUGCUUACUUUUUGUUUGUCUUAUACAAUUGUUGUC
Molecule: messenger RNA, 1275 nt
Organism: Branchiostoma belcheri (Belcher's lancelet)
Lineage: Eukaryota; Metazoa; Chordata; Leptocardii; Amphioxiformes; Branchiostomatidae
Exons: 1
Coding region: 237-629 (130 amino acids)
Source: RefSeq, a predicted model, not a curated record